GCCAUACUUUUUUCUCAUGUACAGAAGUUGAAAAUUACUUCAGUGGUGGUUUCUUCUCAUAAAAUGGAUAUUAAUCCGGAUAUUGGCACGCGAUGUUUUGGCGUGACCCAGCCAUUUUCUCUCGUUGGUGUUGAACAUGACUUGCGCAAUUUUGAAUGCAAGUCACAAGACGAAAGCUGUGAUGAAAGAUUCCAAACCUUGUGUCUUAUGAACUCAAACAUGCGCUGCUGAUGAACUAUUGUUUUCAAUGAAACUCUGGCAGUCUAACUUAAAUAUCGUAGCGAGGGAUAGCCUAUAAGGACAAGCUGGCAAUUAUGACAAGAUAUUCCAGCAACUGUAGCUCAUGGAUAUGGAUUGAACUCUUUACAUUAAGGGGAGAAAUACGAAUUCUUCAGACUGUAGUUGGAAUCCUUUCUAUACUUGGUUCGCUUAUUAUUAUUGUCACAUACUUCAUAUUUUUGGAUAUGAAAUCAACGGCAAGGAAGAUACUGGUAUUUAUCUCGUUCGGUGACAUUUUUACUGUUUUUCCCUAUAUUCUUGUCUCCUGGUUUCCUCACGACACUAACCUACACUUGGAAAAUUGUAAAUGGCAAAGUUUUUUCACAACAACUGCUGUUAUGUGGUCGUUCUUUUGGACAUCGUCACUGGCUAUUUACGUUUUUGUUGUAAUCACGAGAAAAAAUUACGAUUUGGGCGAAAAGUUGAUGCCAUCUUUUCACUUUUUUAACUGGUUGGUACCUAUUGGUGUUGUAACUCUGGCCUAUAUAAAGGAAAAGCUGGGUGGUGUAGAAUCUAUAGUAACAGGUGGUUGGUGCUGGAUAUCUACCGACAUUAGAAAGGAAGAGGCAAUCAAGUGGAUGUUUAUCACUGGAAAGGGUUUUGAGAUGUCUUCUUACUUCAUAAUUCUCACUUUCUGCUUUCUUACAGCAAGAAAAUUAAAGACAGAGGUGAAGAAGAGUCGUUUUAUAUUCUCGCAAGAAUCAAAAAGUGUGCUUUUGAACGGAAGGAAGAAGUUGAUUGCUGGUCCUGUAUUAUUUGUAUUUUUUCGUGUGUGGGGUACUGUCCGAUUUUUCAAAUAUGCUGUCUAUUCCAAUCCUGACUUUUGUUGCAAUUUACUUAAUAAAGUCCUUAUCGUACUUCAUAUAAUUGGAGAUUCAUCUCAAGGAUUUGUUUUCUUCAUUCUGUAUUGUUUGUGCACGACCAAAUUUCUCGAGAAUUGUCGAUUGUUGCUUAGUAUUUGUGGUAAAGGAAACAGCAAUAGAAAUAUUCGUGAGAUACUGUUGAAAAAAGAAAAUCUUAAAUUAAGACAAACAGCAAUGGCGAAUUGUACGUUCCGGCGGCUGACGAAUAUUCGAGUUCUUGAAACAUACCGUCUAUUUUUAUGUGGUUUUUACGUAAUCGUGUUCACUAUCUAUUUAUCCAUCUUUCCGAUACAACGACAUAAAGAAUUUUCUUGCUGACGCAAGCAAAUCCUUAAAAAGUAGAGCCUCGGAAUAUUUAAAAGACCUCAUUUCAUUCUAAAUUUUUUUUAUUUUACAAGAUAUACAAUAGCAUUACGUACAUUUUUACAUAUAUUUGUAAUAAAUAUAUUUUUGUCAUAUCA
Xenia sp. Carnegie-2017 is the source of this 1603-nucleotide messenger RNA. Its product is annotated as G-protein coupled receptor 157-like. Lineage: Eukaryota; Metazoa; Cnidaria; Anthozoa; Malacalcyonacea; Xeniidae. Gene Ontology annotation, molecular function: G protein-coupled receptor activity. Gene Ontology annotation, biological process: cell surface receptor signaling pathway; adenylate cyclase-activating G protein-coupled receptor signaling pathway. Gene Ontology annotation, cellular component: plasma membrane. The record is from RefSeq and is a predicted model, not a curated record. The coding region runs from base 315 to 1460 and encodes 381 amino acids. The transcript is spliced from 4 exons.